AUGUAUAAUGCAUUAAUAUUUUUAUUUUUAUUUAUUAAUUAUUGUAAAAAUGCAUCGGGGACAAUUUCAAAUGGCAAAGAUCAGAAAAAUAAUAAAGAUGAUUCUUUAGAUAUAGAUGAUAAGUGGAUAUUAUAUGACUUAGAAACAAACCCUUAUAUCGAUUUAAGGCAUCCUAAUUUUAAAGGAGAUUUUAUAAGAACUAUAGAUGAAUAUUAUGUUUAUGAAACAAAAGAAUACAAUGCAUAUAAAAAAGAAAGAUAUAAUAAUUUGAUGAAUAACAAAGAAUUUGAAAAGAAACAAUUUAAUUGUGUAAUUAGCUUUUUGAUUCAUGGAAGACCAAAUUCUAGAGAGGUCAAUGAUUAUAAAAUUUGGAGUUCUCAAGCAAAUAUAAUAAAAAAUGAAGCUAUGUCUAAACAAAAGUAUAGUAAAUUUAUUUCAUAUGCUCCCUUUAUAAGCUGUUCUAAUUUUCUAGGAAGUGGUGGUGUUCAUUCACACGUUCAUUUUGCAUACAUAACUGCUCUUAGAAUAUCAAUGACUUUAAAAAAUCUGAUUUCAGAUGAUACUUGCUACAAUUAUGAUGUUUUUUUUCAUUCUCAUUGUUUUGGAGCUAAUAUAAUUAGAAUGAUCUUAUCUUUAAAUAAUGACAUAUGGAAAAUUAUGAACAUACCCCUUAUAAAUUUAGAUUCCGAAAGAAAUACAUUGUCGAUUUUAGAAGAUAAUUUUAAAUUAACUUUAACAAAUAUAAACAUUAUUACAGAUAAAGAUAGUAUAAAAGUUAAUAAAGAUCCUUAUUUUAAAGGUCUUAAAUAUUAUUUAUACAACUCGUUUCAAGUAAAUUUGAGAAAUAAAAAAUUAACAGAACAGUUAGAUGAAAUAUUUAAUGAUGAAGACAUUAAUUACAAUGAUUUAAAUGAGGAUAUGCUUAAAGAUACCAAUAUUAAUUAUAAUAAAAGUUAUGAUAUAGGAAAUCGAUUAAAUAGAGUAAUAAAAAGACUUCAUUAUUACUUAUUAAAUAAAAAAAUUAAUUUGUUGAAUAUUACUUCUACCGCCCCUCCAUUAAGUGGUGUAGUAUGGAAAUUAGAAGAUAUUAAAAUAGGCCAUCAAAAAAAAGUAAGAUUUAAAAAUAUUCUGAAGAUUAUUCCAUCAUUUAUUAAACAUAGAAUUCUUAAAACUAGAGAUGUUGAAGAAUUAUUGUAUAUUACUAAUCCCCAAUUAUUUUGCUUAUUAUCGGUAGAAGAAAAAGUAGAUUAUGAUUAUAAUAAAAACAGAGGUUCUUUAAUUUCUUACUUUAAAAAUGUGAGUUAUUAUUCUGAUUUGGAUAAUGAUGAACUUGUGAGCAUGUACACAAGUUUAGGUUUGCAUUCUCCUGCUCAUAUGAGAUCAUUAAGUUAUUAUAUGUUAAAUUUCAGAAAUGAAUAUUAUAAUCGUGUUUUUAAAAUCCCUGCUCAUUUAUCCAAUAUAAAUGUUUCUGAUAAUGGUUACAUUAUUGAUUAUAUUCAAAGAAAUGAUGUCUGUUCAUAUGUGAAACCUAAAUACUUAGAGUAUUUUGUUUCUUAUGUUAAUGAACUAGUAAAUUAUAAUCAGAAACCCGCUCCAUAUAUUCCUCAGAGACUUGUUUACAAAAAUCCAUUUUUAAUACAUUUUAAAGUACCAGUUAAUCAAAAAAAUAAUAUAUAUACUUCUCAUUCUAUAUUAGGUACAGGUAGAACUGCAUUACUUUUAUAUUCAUAUGAUAUUUAUAAGCACAUAUCAGAAAGUGGUUUCAGUAAUAAGAAUGCCCUGGAAAAUGAGUUAGAUAAUUUUUAUGAUAUUGAUCCGUUUAUAUACUAUAACUGGAUGACAUAUGUUGGUAAUCAAACUGAACGUACUAAAGAAAAAUUCAUGAAGGAUUUAUUUUUAUACUCAGAUAAUAUAAACAUGAAUAUUGUAGAAAAUCUUUUUAAUAUGUUUACUUCAUCUCAUUAUUUGAAAUUCUUCAUUUUUCACAUACAUACUAAAGUAAAUAGCAUUGAAAACUUAUAUAAAAUAAUUAAUAGAUUUUCCUUGCCAAAGUUUAACACUGUUUUAGGAAAAAAGGAAAUAAAGAAAAUUAAAUUAUCAUUAUUAAAGAGCAAUGAACUUAACAAAAAAGAAAAGCAAUUAUAUGAUUACUUUAGUAUUUAUACAAAUUUUUUAAAAAAUUUUAGCUAUAAUAAUGCAGUUUCAUAUAUCCCCCAAGAUUCACUUCUUAAUAAACAUAAAGAUUUUAAAGAAUACCAAAAUAAAAAUAUAAAUUCACUAAAAGAAGAAUUAAGAAAGAUUCAUAAAUUUGUACAAGAAAAUAAAACAUUUUAUCAAAUGAAAAAAAAGUUGAAACAUAUGCAUAAUAUUAAAGGUAUAGAUAAUAUGGUUAGUGAUGAUAAAGAAAAUGAAGAAAUAUAUGAUGAAUUUGAAAAUUAUAAUGACAUUGAAAAUGUAAGUGAUUAUAGAAGUAUGUAUAGUUCUGAUGAAGGAAGAGUAAAUAAUUAUAGUGGUAUGUAUUUUCAUAUUAAAAGAAGUUUAAGUUUAAAAAAUGCAUUCCAAAAUAUAAGAGCAACUAAUACAUUAUAUAAUAAUGUACAGUAUAUAGAAUUUGUAAUUAAAAGUGCAAAAUUGGAAAAUGUUGAAGAUAACUUAAAUGAUCUAAAAAAUACAAAUUAUUGUUUAUUUAAUUAUGAUGAUAAAUUUAGCCUUUCAUAUAUAGUGAAUUUUUGUAAUUAUAAUCAAGAAAUAUAUUCUAAUAUAAAGAAGUAUUAUACCAGUAAUUCUAUUUACGUUCUGGAAAAUUUAAAGGAUUGUAAUUUAAAAAAAUAUAAGAAUUUGAAGUUAUGUGAAAACUCAAUUCUUCUUAAAAAAUUAUUUCAUACAGAUUUAGAUACAGUUUUGUCAAAUUUGCAUUAUAAGGAAUUUAAAAGAAUGAUUGAAAUGAAAAAAGCCAUAGAAAAGGGAAUAAAUAAAGAAGAUAUAUUUUCAUUAAGUAAUGACUCUUUAGUUACAAUACUUCACAGUAGGAAUGGAAAUAUUACAAAUUUUCAAAUCAAUGUUUGUUUUAAAGUUUAUGAUGUUUCAAGUAAUAAGGAUUUAUUCUUUAGAGAUGAUAAGGCUGAACGAGAAAGCGAUGAUCAAAAUGAUUCAAGUUUUAAGAAAAGUAAUUCAGUUUUCUGUACACAUGUUAAUCUACCAGUUAAAAUAGAUCAUCAAUUAAUUAAAAGUUUAAAUAAUAUAUAUAUGCGAGCAAUUCAUAAUAUUAUGGAAAACAAUCAAUUUCAAAAUGAAUAUGGCAUAAAUGAGCCUACAGAAUCAUACAAGUCAUUUGUAUAUUUUUUUAAUAAAUUUUCCUACGUUUAUAAUUUAAAAGAUAUAUAUGAAAACGAAAAUGAUAUAAAUUUAUUUAGCACUCCUCAAAAUAUUAAAUGGGAUCAAUUUUACAAUUUAUUAAAUUAUGAAAUAAAUACCGACUUUAAUAAUGAACAGUUUUUACAGAACUUUUUUUAUGAUAAAAAAACAGUUAUUGUUAAACCUUUUCAAAAUAAUAUUUUAAAGGACUUUUUAAUGCAUUUUACAGUAUUCUUUUACUUAUUUAAGGUUAAUUCAGUAUGA
Messenger RNA from Plasmodium relictum, 3618 nucleotides. RefSeq names its product conserved Plasmodium protein, unknown function. The transcript has 2 exons. Lineage: Eukaryota; Apicomplexa; Aconoidasida; Haemosporida; Plasmodiidae. The record is from RefSeq and is a predicted model, not a curated record. The coding region runs from base 1 to 3618 and encodes 1205 amino acids.